This is a messenger RNA of Polypterus senegalus (gray bichir), 1765 nucleotides long. It is a transcript of the gene iba57, whose product is annotated as iron-sulfur cluster assembly factor IBA57. The transcript has 3 exons. Lineage: Eukaryota; Metazoa; Chordata; Cladistia; Polypteriformes; Polypteridae. The record is from RefSeq and is a predicted model, not a curated record. The coding region runs from base 181 to 1203 and encodes 340 amino acids. Gene Ontology annotation, cellular component: mitochondrial matrix. Gene Ontology annotation, molecular function: protein binding.
AGAGGGCAAUAUAGCGGGAGGACCACAUGUUGUUGAAUGGGUGUUUUUGGAGAAAGAGAGUAGGGAUUUUUUUUUUUUUUUAAAGAGAUAAAGCAUUAUGGGAUAGAUAAUGGUUGCUCUUUUAUUCUUCGCUGUUCAGCAUUGGUAUUAAGUGCCUGACGUGUUUGUGAACUGGAAAAAAUGAUUACCUGUUUCUUGUCCCGUGUGUAUAGAAGAGCUCUUUUAUAUGACAUCUGCCGUAGAAGUCUAUUUCGAGUUUACAGGCGGGCAGCAAGUUAUAGCUGUUAUGAGCUGACCCAUCGCCAGUUGUUAAGCCUGCGUGGUGAGGACACCAUAGUUUUUUUGCAGGGUUUGAUCACCAACGACGCAGAACAGUUGAAUAACACCUGCGAAUGCCGUACGCUGUAUGCACACCUAUUAAAUGUUCAGGGUAGGACCCUCUUUGACGUGCUUCUGUACAGUGUGGAAGACAGUCAGAUGAAAGAGCACUUUGUUCUGUUAGAGCAUGAUAAUAACAUAAAAGACUUACUUCAGAAACACAUGCUAUUUUACAAGAUUCGAAGAAAAGUGAGCAUAGUCCCUUGCUCCAGUUUUUCAGUUUGGUCUGUUCUUCCAUCAGAGCCUGGCAAAGAUAAGGAAAAUAUUUUGCAGCAUGUGAUGAAUAGCAAAAGUGCCUUGUUUUUUGGUUCUGAUCCUCGCACAGCCAAGAUGGGCUGGAGACUUAUUGUAGAAAAUCAGGUGAACCCACUGCAGAUUAUACCAGAUAGCAGACUUGGAGAUAUUGGAGAUUACCACAGACACAGAUAUACUCUAGGGCUACCUGAAGGAGUGAAGGAUCUUCCUCCAGGAGGAUGUCUUCCUUUGGAAUCCAAUCUUGCAUACAUGAAUGGAGUCAGUUUUACAAAAGGCUGUUAUAUAGGACAGGAGCUGACAGCCAGAACUCAUCACACUGGAGUAAUCCGGAAACGACUUAUGCCAGUACAGUUCUUAGAAUCUUGUGAAGCAACAGAGAGUAGUGAUGUUGUAACUGAAACUAGGAAACCUGUUGGAAAGCUCCGUUCUUGCAUUGGUGACUUGGGAUUGGCUCUUCUGCGGCAAGUUAAUACCAUGGAAAAGCUUUUUAUUCUCUCAACUAAAAACUCCUGGGUUCAGAUCAAAGCAGGUAUUCCAGAUUGGUGGCCGAAAGAUGACAGAAAUAUCUAAUGAACACAAAUCUUGGAAAAUUUGACGAAGAUAUGGUUUACUGAUGCAAUGAUGAUUAAAACCACUUGUGAAUAAUGACUAUCUAAUACAUUUUGCAUGUUCCUUAUGUAAUUCAGAUGGUUUUACUCAAGACUUCUUAUACUUACAAUUGAGUUACUACUCCUGAUCUUUAUCAGGGGGCAAUAUUUGAUGAGAGGUUGCUUUUUUACUUUAUUUUGCUAUAUCUUUCAGGUUACUUGAAAAUCACCACACCUGUUUUUACAAAACUUUGCAGUUAUUUCUGGUAUAGUCUAACUUAGAAUAAAGGCUAAUAAAAAAAAUAAUAGAUUUUAUACAUAUAAAUAUCUAGAAAUAAUAAAAACUGAAACAGCCUGAGUUGCGGUUGUCAUCUGAAAAAAUACUAAAAGUAAAAAUUGCUUAAUAGCACUUAAUAGUCUGCAGAUGACAGCAAUAGAUCAAUACUGUGCAUUAUUGAAAUUGCACUGAAGGAAUGGCACUGUAUUUACAAUCUACUGUAUUAUUAUUAUACAUAUAAAAUUUAAUUUCUGCCUGUGUGUUUGAG